Messenger RNA from Blastomyces gilchristii SLH14081, 2286 nucleotides. RefSeq names its product mitochondrial 2-oxodicarboxylate carrier protein. The transcript has 5 exons. Gene Ontology annotation, cellular component: mitochondrial inner membrane. The coding region runs from base 255 to 1163 and encodes 302 amino acids. Gene Ontology annotation, molecular function: ATP:ADP antiporter activity. The record is from RefSeq and is a predicted model, not a curated record. NCBI's taxonomy places the organism in Eukaryota, Fungi, Ascomycota, Eurotiomycetes, Onygenales, Ajellomycetaceae. Gene Ontology annotation, biological process: mitochondrial ATP transmembrane transport; mitochondrial ADP transmembrane transport.
CUUUGCCCGCUUCACCGAAAUCUCGGCAAAAGCGUUGGAACGCGCCGUUUUGGCAACCUUUUGCUCCCCUCCUCCUCCACAGUUACCAUUCUCCUUUGUUCCCUUCUCUCGCAGACGUCAGCGUUCCCUAUCUAUCCCUUCUCCUCUUCGCCAGCUGUGCUUUCAAGUUUUAUUUUGCCCAGCCCCGUUUUGGUUGGUUGCGCAAAAUUUUUCGCACACUAGUAUAUGCUCCCGUUUAAAACCGCGACGUCAAAAUGUCACAAGAGCAGCAGCCUCUGCCGUUCGUAUACCAGUUCGCUGCGGGAGCAGUGGCUGGUAUAUCUGAAAUUCUUGUAAUGUAUCCUUUGGAUGUUGUGAAAACAAGAGUUCAACUCCAACAAGGCGCAGGCGCUGGCGAAGAAGCAUACAAGGGAAUGGUGGACUGCUUCCGCAAAAUUAUUAAAAAUGAAGGUUUCUCCCGCCUAUAUCGCGGCAUCACGGCCCCUAUUCUUAUGGAAGCCCCUAAGCGAGCAACCAAAUUCGCCGCCAACGACAGUUGGGGCUCCUUUUAUCGAAACCUUUUCGGCAUGGAAAAGACCAACCAGCCUCUCGCAGUCCUCACUGGCGCCACCGCUGGUGCCACGGAAUCCUUCGUCGUCGUUCCCUUCGAGCUUGUCAAGAUUCGUCUGCAAGAUAAAGCCUCCGCUGGUAAAUACAGCGGAAUGCUCGACGUAGUGAGAAAGAUUGUGAAGUAUGAAGGUCCUCUCGCGCUAUACAAUGGCCUUGAAUCCACGCUUUGGCGCCAUAUUCUUUGGAACGCUGGAUACUUUGGUUGUAUUUUCCAGAUCCGCGCCCAGUUACCACAGCCAGAACCAGGAAACAAGACUCAGCAGAUGCGAAAUGACUUGAUUGCAGGUUCGAUUGGUGGAACUGCUGGAACUCUUUUGAAUACUCCCAUGGAUGUUGUCAAGUCCCGCAUCCAAAAUAGCCCGAAGGUCGCGGGAUCUGUUCCGAAGUACAACUGGGCAUGGCCAGCUCUAGGCACCAUUAUGAAGGAAGAGGGCUUCGGCGCCCUUUAUAAAGGAUUCACGCCCAAGGUGCUCAGACUGGGUCCCGGCGGAGGAAUUCUACUGGUGGUAUUCACCACUGUCACUGAUUUCUUCCGGCAGCUUAGAGGGGAGUAAAAUAUAUCGCAAAAGUUUCCCAUUUCUCUUGUACCGUGACCACCGAUUUCCGCGGGCGUUUUUGGAAUUUUACCGUAAUAGAAGCCGUUCCAGCGUGUUCAUGUUUUAAGAAUACUUUUCUUUGCCACAGAUAUAGAACAGGAGGCGCGGAGCGAGGUCACCUACGAGGGACAUACGAAUGCAGUUUAGACUUCCAUGUCGAUUUCACCUCCAUUACCAGUUGUCUCCUUGGCUCCACCCUCAAUCAGACCCGACUUCCCGAGAAACGACCACAACAAACAAACAACCACCCCGAUACCUUUCCAUAUACCAUUCAGUUCCCACAUAGUGAUAUUGGUACUGCUUCAAUCAUCCGUCAUAUAGACUUUUCAUUUCUCCUAUAUCUCUUUCUCAUCUUCCCCGUCUUCCUCUUCCUCUUCUUGCACGUUGUCAUCUUGUCAACUGGGUUAGCUUUUCAUCCCCAUACGGCCCAAUCACCAUUAUAUUCCUCAAUUUUGUUUUUGGGCUUGAAAAAACACCCCAGUGCGGUCGUUUUGGAGUGUUCUACGGCGUGUCACCAGCACCAGAUUCUUCAUACAUACGAGAAAUUCGUUCUCAGCCAAAUCCCUUCAUCUUGUUGCCUUCAUAGAUAUAGAGUGCUAUUUCGUUUGCCGUCUUACUUCUACUUCGAGGCAUUCUGAUUUAUCUGCGCGUGCAUCAACUUCUCCGAGAGAUACCGAUACAAAUCCUGUUGCAAAAGCAGGGGAAAACAUGUUGUGAGUGUUUAAAGAUGAAUGAAGAAUGAAGAUUUGAGCAGGCAUUGUAAAUAAGUGUUGAGUGAUUGAUUAUGUUAAUUAACUAUUAAUAGUAACAAUGUUGAUUCUUCUACAAGCUCAAAUGCCGGAAAACAUCUUCUACUUCACUUUACAGAGAUAUUAUUUGUAGACUCUUCAGUAUUACUGAUUUAUAGAUUUUAUAUGAAUUCUUAUUCAAUAACAUAGAUCAAUCUCAUUCAAUAACAUAGAUCAAUCUCUAUCUACAUGCUUAACUGAGUGUACAUAUUUAACUCCGAGAACAUGAAAUGUGGCUAUACAAUCAAUCAACCUUCCACCUUCAUCAGAUUAUGAGCUCUUGACUGUGUUCU